CCCAGAGUUGAGUAAGCUGUGCUGCCUCCAUGUGGAUUAAAGCCAAACUGGGGAAGACAAGCUGUCAAUGAGAACUCCUGCAGUUGUUUAGUUGGGACUUUUUAAAGCCUCAGAGGGAAGUCAGUUUCUCCUUUGCUGCUCCUGCCUGUUGUCGUUGUUUUUCUCGUCUGGGUUUACAUCAGGUUAUAUCUUGUGUAGUGCGCGUGCAGUUCGAGGUGUUGCAAAUGAGCGCAAGUCGCAGCUUGUGCGAGUUUCAUCAGCGGCGGAUGAAGAGGAGGCAAACCCUCUUCUAAGACACAGAACCAGCCGAUAAAAAUUGGAUUAUUCAACUCUCCCUGGGUGUAAACUUUAACCUUACCAACAGCGGCGAUGACUUCGGUCUGGAAACGACUCCAGCGAGUCGGUAAAAAGGCUUCAAAGUUCCAGUUUAUCGCUUCUUAUCAGGAACUUGUCUUGGAGUGCACGAAGAAAUGGCAACCAGACAAGCUGAGAGUGGUGUGGACCAGGAGGAACAGACGCAUGUGCUCUAAGCUCCACAGUUGGCAGCCUGGGAUAAAGAACCCCUACAGGGGAACGGUGGUGUGGCCUGUUCCAGAAAACAUUGACAUCUCCGUUACAUUGUUCAAGGAACCUAACUCUGAUGAGUUUGAGGACAAGGAAUGGACAUUUGUGCUUGAGGGGGAGAACAAAGGUCACCGUAAGGUGCUAGCUUCUGCUGAUAUCAACCUGAAGCGCUUCGCCAGUCCCACACUGACCCAGACUGACCUGACUCUGAAGCUGAAGCCACUGUCGGUCAAAGUGGUGGAGGCUGAGCUCAAGUUGUCUCUGUCGUGUGUCUUUAUUCGAGAAGGAAAAGCUACUGAUGAAGACAUGCAGAGUCUUGCCAGCCUCAUGAGUGUCAAACCCACUGAUAUUGGCAACCUGGACGACUUCAAUGAGAGUGAUGAAGAGGAGGACCAGAGGUCUGUCACUGCCAUGGUUGUUCCACACACACUAACUCGUCCAAACCGUCCUGCUCCUCUUCCUCCUGACACCCGAACAUCCUCUGGAGUCACUUUGCCAGCUUCAGCCGGUGAGCGUGAUGUUGAUCGCUCCACUUCCAUUCUUCAUUCUCGCCCUCCUCUGCCAAAUGCUCCACGUCCCUCUCCCCGGCGUUCCCGACAUCUAUUCUCUGCUGCUCCUGUCCAAUCAGACAUCCAACCUGCACCUGGCCCCUCCCCUCAGCCUUCACCCAGGUCUAAGCGGAUGAAAAUGGCCAGCACUGCCUUUUCAGACACUGCUGUGUGUGACUCUGCUACUAGUCCUCCUGAAACGCAGGCCACAGAAAAGCCUCCCCCAGUUCAGAGUCCCUCCUCUGCCUCUCCGCUCCCUGAAAAUUCAGCAACCUCCAAAUCUUCCUGUAAUACGUCUCCAACUUUUGCAGAAACCUCUUCACCUCUGACCUCAAAUACACCCCCAGCUCUGACCUCAGAGCUUCUCAAGCUUCAAAAUUCUUCAUCACCAUCACCUGAAACAGCAAUAACAUCCUCAUCAAUGUCUUCUCCAACCACAUCUCUCAUUGUAUCCACUGCUGUGGUCCAUAAGCCAAUCUCAGCAGCCUGCCAGCUUCCUGCUCCCAAAUUUACCUCCCUCCAAAAACCCCCUCUGCCCCAUGAGAAUCAAUCAGUUCAGCCUCCUGUCACCUGGACCCUCUCUCGGCCCCCUUCUCUGCCCAGAAUCUUCCAGUCAGGCCCAGCUCCAACACUGUACCAGCAGCGCCCCCAAGAGGUUCAGAACGUAGAUGAUUCUGCUUCAAGUUCUGGCCGUUCCCACGUUUUCAAACCCCAGGUUGUGAAAUCCUUUGCACGCCCCACCUCUCCCUCUCCUUUAUCCACCGAUUCUUCUCCACUUUCAUCAUCAUCAUCAUCAUCAUCAUCAUCAUCAUCUCUGCCUAAAUGUCCGCCCUCUGGCUCAGAGUCAGUUACUCAGGGGCUUUGGCCUACAUCAGACCCCGCUCCACCCAUUGGAAACAUUUCCCCCGUCCCUCUGCUGACUAGUCCAGAUCUCGAUGCUCUCUGUGACCCAGAGACACCAGCUCUUUCUGCCACACUUUUUUCCUCCCCGACUUUUUUCUCCUCCUCUCUCACUUUUACUCAUUCUUCACCUCCUUCUGCUCAAAUCAGCUCUAGUCAGACAGGCUCAUCACUCUCUGUCCCUCUGGUAGCUAAAGAGACAACUGUAAGCCCAAUGAGCCAAGACAAAACGUCUCCUACCAGUAACCAGACAGACACAAACAGAAGAACAUUGGAAGAGCCAAAGCUGAUUAUCGGAGAGAGCAAAGCUGGAAAGACCAGUUCACCCUCUGGAGAAUCUACCAAGUUGGAAACUUUGAUGACACAGCAGAACCAAACAACAGCAGCAGAAGAUCCAGAGACACAUUUAGAAUCACCAAAACCAGUUCCAGAGGAGACUAAAGAGCCUGAGAGUCCUUUUGAGCAACCAGUAGCCCCUUCCGAACCUUCCCCAAAACCAGUCAGAGAAAGGACAGAUUUGUUGCUUCCAGAAUCAGAACGAGAGCUGCAGCAGGAGAAUGACAUCCAGCCACCAGACAAAUCACAACUGGAAGGAGAAGUAGAUGAGAAACCGCCUAAAGUUGCUGAUCAGGAGAGCCUUGUGAUCAACGAAGAGCCGUUUUGCCAUGAAGAGAACAAACUGUGGGCAGCUAUGGAGGAGACCACAGCCGAGACAGAAGCACGAAGAGGCGCGGGAAGUACUGAAAGUCCUGCAGUGAAGGAGGAGGAAGAGGUUGUAGUAGGGGGAUCAAAGCAUAAAACAACAGAUGUACCUGACGGUGGACUGGUGAAACAAUCAUCUCAUUCCAAAGACACCUCCAGUACCAUCGUUUCCUCACUUCAGUGUGAGAUCAAGAAUUCUCGGCUUCCGACAUUACCAGAGGAAGAAACCCCCGAACUCAGGACCACUGAUCCAUUUGCAGUGGUCACAGAGGAGGUCAAUGGGAAGGAUGACACUGAGGAUCUUGUGAACUCUAGUCAGUCAUUGCUCCAGUGGUGUCAGAGCAUCACCAACAACUACCAGGGUGUAAAGGUCACAAACUUCAGCACGUCCUGGAGAAACGGCCUGGCCUUCUGUGCCAUACUGCACCACUUUCAUCCAGACAAAAUAGAUUUUGAAUGCUUGCUUCCUCAUGACAUCAAGUUAAACAAUAAGAAGGCGUUCGAUGGCUUUGAGGCUCUAGGGAUCUCUCGUCUGCUGGAACCGUCCGACAUGGUUCUGCUGUCCGUCCCUGACCGGCUCAUCGUUAUGACGUACCUCAGCCAAAUCCGCUCACAUUUCACCAACCAGGAGCUGAGCGUGCUGCAGAUCGAGCACAACAGCAGUCAGUCCAGUUAUGGGCUCGCUCCUUCAGGUCCCGCUCCCACCAACGUUGACGCCGCCGCCUUCUGCAUGGCCAGGCUGAAUGAAGGUGUGAGUCUAGAGGAAGGAGGAACCAGUGCCUUGGUGGUGCCACCACCCAGAACCAAAAGGACUAUUAAAGUGGAAGAAACAAGAAUCCCAGUCCCACCCCCAAGAUCGGUUACCAAAGCUGCCAAAUCUGAACAGGAUGAAGAUGCUUCAUCUCCUACUGAAAAUGCUAAUAAUGCAGAGCUGCAGAGUGCAGUUGACAUCCAGCCUCCUAAACAAGAAGAAACUAUGCACCUGCAGGACACUAGUCAGUAUGUCUUGAGCGAACUGGCGGCACUGGAGACAGAGCAGAAACACAUCGACAGCAGAGCAGCAGUCGUGGAGAGACGACUGCGAAGCCUCAUGGAAACAGGGAGUGAUCGUGAUGAAGAGGAGAGACUGAUCCAGGAAUGGUUCACUUUGGUCAACAAGAAGAACGCUCUGAUACGCCGACAGGAUAACCUGGAGCUAUUACAAGAGGAACAGGAUCUGGAGAGGAGAUUCGAGCUUCUCACCAGAGAACUACGAGUUAUGAUGGCUAUAGAAGACUGGCAGAAGACAUCCACUCAGCAGCAGAGGGAGCAGCUGCUCCUCCAGGAGCUGGUGUCACUGGUUAACCAGCGGGAUGAGAUCAUCAGAGACAUCGAUGACAAGGAGAAACGUGCUCAGGAGGAGGACGAGCGGCUGGAGCGAGGUUUGGAGAUGAGGAGGAGAAAAUACAGCAAUAAGGACAACAAAUGUGUGUUACAGUGAGAAGAACAAGCACAAACUGCCGGUGUCAUUGAAUCCCAAAGUCCCAAAAAGUAUUUCCCUUGAAUGAUAAGAAAAUAACGAAACUACAACGAUAUCUGUAGGAUUUCAAGUGCCUGAAUUUCCCUGAAGCUGGAAAUUGCUGUCUGAAUGUAUUGUGUGUGUUUUAGUAGUAUUAUGUUGGUUUCUUUAAUUUGUUUUUUAUUUAUUUAAGAUGUGUGUCAUUUUCUCAUUCGUUUAUUGCACUUCUGGUGUUUUUCAUGUGUUGUGUACAUUUUUUUGGACAUUGUUCAGUAUUCAGACACCAGCUGGUCCUCUGCUUAUUUUUUAUGUUGUGUGUCUCCGGUGCCUUAAUAGAAACUUUUCGAUUUAUUGGCCAAAAUGCACCAACUUUUACGAGAAUCUAUCUGCUCAGGAUUCGAGUAUGCAAAGAGAUAUAUUCUGUUGCAGGUAACACUUUUAUCUUUUCUGAUAGUUAAAAAAAUAAAUAAAUAAAAAUGUUAGGAUGUCAAAGCAUUUCAGAAAUUAGUAUAUUUUGUGAUUAUUCGAGCUGGACUCAAUUCCACAAGGUUUUCAGUGCAGAAUGGUUAUUGACGCUCAAAGUGGUAACACAUCUUAAAAUGUUUCUUUUAAUAUCGGACCCUGGUGAUAUAAGUCUUCUGCAGCUUCUUUGGAUGCUCCCAUCUUCUUGACUGGCGUAAGUUUAAAAGUUUUGGUAUUUCUGCAUAGUUUGAUGGAGGAAUGCGUGCAUGGUUUUUUGAAGUGUGCAGUUAAAACGGUACCUAUCAUUCAAAUGCUGAUUUCCAUAUUUAUGACUGUUUUAUUCAUGAAUGACAAAUAAAAUAAAGUUUAAGAAAAAUAGCUA
Gambusia affinis (western mosquitofish) is the source of this 5056-nucleotide messenger RNA. RefSeq names its product EH domain binding protein 1-like 1b (gene ehbp1l1b). The transcript has 25 exons. The coding region runs from base 370 to 4194 and encodes 1274 amino acids. NCBI's taxonomy places the organism in Eukaryota, Metazoa, Chordata, Actinopteri, Cyprinodontiformes, Poeciliidae. Gene Ontology annotation, molecular function: protein binding. The record is from RefSeq and is a predicted model, not a curated record.